AUGAACUUUGGAUCGAAAGCUGGCGCGGCCCUGAAGAAUACGCAGCAGCCGACAUACCACCUCGCGCCUAGCUUCACAACUCGCCCGUUUCCCGACGGGCCCCUCGAUUUAGGCACUGUUGUCGAGGACCUGCAGUCAUUCCAUCCCAUCAACCAGAGCACUUCGCGCAUCGCCAUCCCAGAUGGCCAGCGAUAUGUAGACGUCAAGGAAGACGUCACGGCCAGCGCUAAGUCGUCAUUCAGCGGCGAGGCCAGCUUUUUCAUCAGGGUCCUCGACGGCAGCAUCGGCGGCGAUGCAAGCCUCAAGAGCCAGCGGAGCGAGGAAAACGUGUACACAGUCGCGCGGCUGGAGACGGCCUACUUUUACCCCUCACCGAGCUAUAUCAAGCAGUGCCUGCGGCUCACCGAGGUGAAUGACUACCUGGACAUGGCGAACCACAAGGCACCCGUAUAUCUCAUUACGGGACUAAAGAUUGCCUGGGGCGCUACGGUC
Molecule: messenger RNA, 492 nt
Organism: Lasiosphaeria miniovina
Lineage: Eukaryota; Fungi; Ascomycota; Sordariomycetes; Sordariales; Lasiosphaeriaceae
Exons: 1
Source: RefSeq, a predicted model, not a curated record